AUGACCGAUAAUCCUUUCAUGGUUGAUCCAAAUUCAGGAUCUCCGAAUAGAAAUUCAAGGCCUGGUUUGAGUAGAUUUUACACCAAUAGCAGUACUGAAGGUAGCAGAAAUUCAAGAGAUCCAACACAUAAUAAUAAUUUUCAAAUGAAUAUGAAUAAUAAUCAAAAUAUAUUUGAUGAUAAAUAUGAAGAUGACUUUUAUGAUUCAGGGAAUUUUCAAGGGUUGCCUCCAUCUCCAUCUAAAGCUGCAGUAAGAUAUUCCCCAGAUCGUCGGAAGAGAAGUCAAUUUUAUCGUGACAGUGUUCCAAAUUCUCCUGUAGUAAACAGAUAUACUGCCAAUUUGCAACAGUCUCCAAAGAGACCUCAAGACACUAUUAUUAACAUGGCUCCAGUUUCUGAUGAUGAGGAUGAAGAAGAAGAUAUAAUAAGUAGCUACUACUCGCAACAACCACCACCACAAUCACCUUUCAAUCCUUCAAGAGUUCCAAGUAGUAUCAGACCAAACUCAAAUAACAUUUUUGCAGGCUCAAGAAAUUAUUCCCAGAAUUCAAAAUAUUCUGGUUCAAUUUCAAUAACCUCUACUGCAGCUUCAUCAUCAAAUUAUUAUGAAGAAAGUAAAAUCCGUAAUUCUUAUGAUGAUGAUCAAUCAACUAUAUUUUCUAGCGAAACAUUUGGUGAAACUAGAUUUGAAUUAAACCACCCAGUUAGACGUGAUUACGUUAGACGUGCUAAUUCAGAAAGUAGAAAGAGACCUGCUGUAGCACCAAAUAAGGCUAUUUUAAAACUAGAUAAUCCAAUCCCAAGACCCCUAUUAGAAACAUUGCCAAGAAGAGAUUCUCCGGAAUUUACCGAGAUGAGAUAUACUGCUUGUACUGCUGAUCCAGAUGAAUUUUUGGAGCAGGGUUACUCCCUAAGGUUCGCAGAAAUGAACAGAGAAUGCCAAAUUGUUAUUUGUAUUACAAUGUAUAACGAAGAUAAAUUUGGUUUGGCAAGAACUGUGCAUUCAAUCAUGAAAAAUAUUUCUCAUUUAUGUACUCGUAGUAAAUCCCCAGUUUGGGGUGAAAAUGGUUGGAAAAAAGCAUCUGUAAUCUUAAUUAGUGAUGGUAGAUCAAAGGUUAAUCAAGGAUCUCUAGAUUACUUAGCUGCCUUAGGUGUUUACCAAGAAGAUAUGGCUAAAGCUUCUGUUAAUGGUGAUUCAGUCAAGGCUCACAUUUUUGAAUUGACAACCCAAAUUUCAAUAAAUUCUGAUUUAGAUUAUGUUUCUAAAGGAAUUGUACCUGUUCAAUUCGUAUUUUGUUUAAAAGAAGAAAAUAAAAAGAAAAUUAACUCUCAUCGUUGGUUAUUUAAUGCGUUUUGUCCAGUCUUACAGCCAAAUGUCGUUUGUUUAGUAGAUGUUGGUACCCGUUUAAACGAUGUCGCAAUUUAUCAUUUAUGGAAGGCAUUUGAUAGGGAUUCCAAUGUUGCGGGUGCUGCUGGGCAAAUUACUACUAUGACUGGUAGUUAUGGUAAAAAAUUAUUGAAUCCUUUGGUAGCAUCUCAAAAUUUUGAAUAUAAAAUGUCUAAUAUUUUGGAUAAACCCUUAGAAAGUAUUUUUGGUUAUAUUUCUGUCUUACCAGGUGCAUUAUCAGCUUAUAGAUAUCGUGCUCUAUUGAACCAUGAAGAUGGGACUGGUCCAUUAUAUUCAUAUUUCUUAGGUGAAACACAGGAAGGUAGAGAUCAUGACGUUUUUACAGCUAAUAUGUAUUUAGCAGAAGAUAGAAUUUUAUGUUGGGAACUGGUUGCUAAGAGAGAUGCACGUUGGGUGUUAAAAUAUGUUAAGGAAGCUACUGGUGAAACAGAUGUACCAGAAGAUGUCCCUGAAUUUAUUUCUCAAAGAAGGCGUUGGUUAAAUGGUGCCAUGUUUGCUGCUAUGUUUGCUCAAUUACAUUUCUACCAAAUUUGGAAAACCAGACAUUCUAUAACGCGUAAAUUUUUCUUUCAUAUUGAAUUUUUCUAUCAAUUUGUUCAAAGUUUAUUUGGAUGGUUCUCCAUUGCAAACUUUGUCAUUACAUUCUAUUAUUUGGCUGGUUCAUUGAACCAGGUUAUUCACAAUGGUGUUGCUUUAUUUAUUUUCUUCAAAUAUUUAAUCAUUUGUGAUUUGGCUUGUUGUUUUAUCAUAUCUAUGGGUAAUAGACCACAAGGUGCUAAAUGGUUAUUCUUAACAUCAAUGGUUAUUAUUACUAUUUGUGCAAUUUAUUCAUUGGUUUGUGGCCUGUUAUUUGCUAUCCAGACUUUAGUUAAGCAUACCGAGUCUUAUAGUACAUUUGUUAAUAUCGUCAUUUCAAUAUUGUCCACUUAUGGGCUAUAUGUGUUUUCCUCUUUCAUGUAUUUGGAUCCAUGGCAUAUCUUUUCAUCAUCUUUACAAUAUUUUGUAACAUUACCUGCUUUUACCUGCACUUUACAAAUCUUUGCAUUCUGUAAUACCCAUGAUGUUUCCUGGGGUACUAAAGGUUCUACAGGCACUUCAAAGCCAUUAGCUAAAGCUAUUGUUGUUCAAGGUCCUGAUGGUAAACAAAUUGUGGAAACAGAUUGGCCACAAGAAGUUGAUAAGAAAUUUAUUGAAAUUAAAAGUCGUUUGAAAGAAGUCGAGAUAGAGGAAGAACACUUUGACGAAGCUCAACAUCGUAAUGACUAUUAUAGAGACAUUAGAACCAGAAUAGUCAUGAUCUGGAUGCUAACUAACUUGUUGUUGGUUAUGGCCAUUACACAAAUCUAUUCUCCAGCCGAUGUGGAUAAUAAAUAUCUGAUUUUCCUAUUAUGGAGUGUUGCUGCUCUUGCUGCAUUCAGAUGUGCAGGUUCUAUGGCUUUCUUAUUCAUGCAAUAUUUACGUCUCACUGUGAGCUAUUUUAACAAGGCAGAUGCCAAGGGCAAUUCCCAUCUACCAAAGAUAGGAAUGUUCCACAAGGACUAA
Henningerozyma blattae CBS 6284 is the source of this 2949-nucleotide messenger RNA. It is a transcript of the gene CHS2, whose product is annotated as chitin synthase CHS2. Gene Ontology annotation, cellular component: cell septum; cell periphery. Bases 1 to 2949 code for a protein of 982 amino acids. The record is from RefSeq and is a predicted model, not a curated record. The transcript has a single exon. NCBI's taxonomy places the organism in Eukaryota, Fungi, Ascomycota, Saccharomycetes, Saccharomycetales, Saccharomycetaceae. Gene Ontology annotation, molecular function: chitin synthase activity.